Molecule: messenger RNA, 1383 nt
Organism: Acanthocheilonema viteae
Lineage: Eukaryota; Metazoa; Nematoda; Chromadorea; Rhabditida; Onchocercidae
Source: the annotation of a GenBank genome assembly
AUGACUGAUUAUGUCGACUUGGAUGAUGACUUGGAUACUGGGGAUGAAACGGAUCAAUCUGAGGCACUCGAGACUUCAGCAUCCGAUUUCUAUAAAGCCUUCGAAGUAAAAGAUAUAUUGGGAUAUGGAUUAGCAUCAACUGUUCGACUCUGUAUUGAAAAGGGAACAGGUUUGGAAUUUGCAGUAAAAAUUGUUGAUAUCAGUACGGAGCGGCAAUCAGAAGCGGAAGCUCGUCGACUGUAUAAUGAAACAAUUAGUGAAGUGAAUUUACUACGAAAACUUUCAGAUCACCCUUCAAUUAUUAAUAUACAUGACUUCUACGAAACACCGGCAUUUCUUUUCGCUGUUUUUGAAAUGGCUCCAAAGGGUGAACUAUUCGAUGUUCUCAAUAAGUCAGUAACGGUUAGUGAGAAAAAAGCAAGACGCCUGAUGCAACAGCUUUUUGACGGUGUUGCUUAUAUGCACGACAAAAAUAUUGUACAUAGAGAUAUCAAGUUGGAAAAUAUUCUUUGUAUUGAUGACGAAAGAAUUGUGAUUAGCGAUUUUGGCUUCGCUACUCAGUUACAACCAGGACAGAAAUUGAAAGAAUUAUUGGGAACGCCUGGUUAUUUAGCGCCUGAAAUGCUGAAAUGUCAGAUGUACGAGGAUGAAGAUGGAUACAGUGUUGAAGUGGAUGACUGGGCGCUUGGUAGAGAAAUAGAUAGAGUAAAUUUUGAUUUAAUUGAGAGUUUUUACUAUUUAAGGCUUGCUGGUUGUGCACCUUUCUACCAUCGACGACAGCUAAUGAUGCUUCGUAUGAUACAGGAAGCGAAAUAUGAAUUUCGAGCAGAUCAGUGGUCUCAAAUCACUUCCGAUGCUAAAGAUUUGAUCAGCCAUUUACUAGUAGUUGAUAUUCAUCAACGUUUAACAGCAGCCCAAUGUUUACAUCAUCCAUGGAUGAAAACUGCUGCUGUAACGCUAAAGAAGAGUGUGUUACAGCAACAACUUAUUGUGGAAAAACGAGAUUACAAGAAACUUUGGAAAUACGGUAUUACAAUGGCACGGUUUUUCGUGCGUCUAACGAAUAUCAAAGUCUUGAAACUACUGAUUGAUCAUGAUAUACUGAGAGAACGUCCAUUUCGUGAUCGUGAUAUUCGACGCGAAUCCGAAGCUGUUGUAUUUGAAGUCUAUGGGCAUUGGGUAAAUCGUGAUUUUUACUAUUCACGCGAUAUGUUGUUCGCUAAUAAGCCUAAGCCGAAGUACAGAAAGGUGGAAAUUGAGAUUCUUAUAAGGUAUUCAGUAGAGGGAUUGCAACUCUGUGUUGUGAAAUGUUGGUCCUUUGAUUAUGAAAUAAGAGUUGAGCCCUAUUCUAAUGUGACUGGUCGUAGCAGAAGAACGAUGUGA